Messenger RNA from Exophiala oligosperma, 1782 nucleotides. RefSeq lists its product as uncharacterized. The record is from RefSeq and is a predicted model, not a curated record. The coding region runs from base 54 to 1571 and encodes 505 amino acids. Lineage: Eukaryota; Fungi; Ascomycota; Eurotiomycetes; Chaetothyriales; Herpotrichiellaceae. The transcript has a single exon. Gene Ontology annotation, cellular component: mitochondrion. Gene Ontology annotation, molecular function: metalloaminopeptidase activity; manganese ion binding.
CUUCUCUAACAACGAACGAGUACUCGCGAUUCUUUGUCCGUCCGUCGUAGAGCAUGUCGAUGCGGAGGACAUUAUGGAAGAGCCUGCAUUGUACCAAUAAUGUCCUCAACCUUUCCCAACCCAUCCAAAGACUCCCUCGAACCUCCCUCCGCAGCUACAACAGUGUCAGUGGCAUUGUGAAUGCGGCAGACCUCUCCUUCGGCCAACCUGUCCACGAGACGCAUCCUCACAUCCUACAGCCGGGAGAACUGACUCCAGGCAUAUCAGCCCAAGAAUAUGCCGACCGACGUACCAAAUUGGCGGCGAAGUUGCCCGACAAUGCCAUCGCAAUAGUCGCCGCGUCCGACAUCCAUUUCCGCUCCGGCAGCGUCUUCUACGAGUUCCACCAAGACCCGGAUUUUUUCUAUCUGACCGGGUUCAAUGAACCAGAGGCUCUUGCCGUGAUCGGAAAGGACUCUACCGGAACGGACCACACGUUCCAUCUGUACGUGCGAGAGAAAGAUGCCAAGGCAGAGAUUUGGGAUGGCGCAAGAUCAGGCACGCAGGCUGCGAGGGACGUUUUCAACGCGGACGAGACUGGGGAUAUAAGCCGGGUAAAGACGAUUCUACCGGAGCUCGUCGGCUCUGCGACGUCCGGGGUGUACACGGACAUCAUGACGCCGGACUCAUCGACAACUACUCAGUCCGCGUUGCGUCGAUUCCUCCACGGCAAACCUCGAAGAACCACGGAGUUUGCGGAUCUCUUGCAGUCGCAGUCGAGCAAGAUCAACCGCCUCCGACCCAUCAUGAAUGACCUACGAGCCUUCAAGAGUCCCGCCGAGAUUGAAGUCAUGAGGAGAGCAGGGAAGGCGUCCGGUCGAGCACACACCGAGGCGAUGCGCAAGGCGUGGACACGGGAGAAGCAACUCGACGCGUACUUGAGGUACCAAUUUGUCAUGCAGGGGUGCGACACCAGUGCGUUCGAACCCGUCGUGGCGGGCGGCAAGAACGCGCUGAGUAUACAUUACGUCCGCAACGACGACGUCCUCCAGGACGACGAGAUGGUGUUGGUCGACGGAGGCGGCAAGUACGGGGGUUACAUCGCCGACAUCACGCGCACGUGGCCCGUAAACGGAAAAUUCAGUGACGCCCAGAGAGAUCUGUACCAGGCCGUGUUGAACGUUCAGCGUUCGCUGAUUUCCUUGUGUCGGGGUAGCUCGAACAUGUCGCUGGACAAGCUCCACAGCAUCGCCGAGGAUUCCCUGUCGAAUGAACUGAGGCAGAUUGGGUUCGACAUGUCUUCUUCAUCAAAGACGGCAAUUGAGAAGCUCUUCCCACAUCAUCUGAGCCACUACAUCGGCAUGGACGUGCAUGAUACGGUCGGGUACACUAGAAAGACUGUCUUGCAAGAGGGACAUUGUAUUACUAUCGAACCUGGGAUUUAUGUCCCCGACGACGAACGAUGGCCGAAGCAUUUCAGAAACAUGGGCGUGAGGAUCGAGGACAGCGUUUGUGUGCAAGAGGACAGUCCUUUUGUUCUCACCACCGAGGCUGUCAAGGAAGUUGUUGAUAUUGAGGCACUGAGAGAUUGAGAUUGAGAUUGAGAUUGAGAUCGAUCAUCUUUUGGUUCACAGUUUUAAUGUACUCGGUAAGGAGUACCUGUGACAGGCAAGGUGUGAGAUUGUAAGAGUAAAGGAAAGAUGACUGAUAGCAUAAUCAUUCAGAUCCAUUGUAAAUUUUUCCAAUGGUUGCCUCUGAGGCAUUUGACUCUUCCAGACUGUUUCUGCUUAUAUUUGGUGGAUG